Amphibalanus amphitrite is the source of this 3951-nucleotide messenger RNA. It is a transcript of the gene RhoBTB, whose product is annotated as rho-related BTB domain-containing protein 1-like. The record is from RefSeq and is a predicted model, not a curated record. The transcript is spliced from 16 exons. Bases 786 to 2906 code for a protein of 706 amino acids. Gene Ontology annotation, molecular function: protein binding; GTPase activity; GTP binding. NCBI's taxonomy places the organism in Eukaryota, Metazoa, Arthropoda, Thecostraca, Balanomorpha, Balanidae. Gene Ontology annotation, biological process: small GTPase-mediated signal transduction.
GGGUGGGGAUGUCGCGAAACCCUUUGAGCUCUCGGCUGCGGCUGCAGUUGCCGGCGGCCGGGCUGAGAGCCUGAGAACCUCCUGCAGUGACACCGAGCUCUUGACAGGGAGCGGGGCCGGCUCGGGCGGUGCCAAUCACGGACCGUUCCGGCGGCGCCGGCGCCCGGCCCGCCGUAUCGACCCACCGGCCGCCGUUCCGUCGUUGGAGCGUGCCCCAUUGACGUCACGCAAUGUUUACGUCGGUCAGCUGGGCGAGCUGGCGCAGCGUCGCAGCAGAAGUGUCUGCGCCGCGGCCGUGGUGAGAGUUGUCCCGGCCGGUCCGGCGCCUGGCUGCUGCCCCGAGUGGCGACGUCCGAAGGAGAUCAGUCAGCAGACAGGCAGCAGAGGCGGCGGCGACAGCAGCCGGAUUGGCAGCUGGGCUGGCAGCAGUGAAGGCAGGACCAUCGGCUGGGCGAGCAGCAGUGAAGGCAGGACCGUCAGGCUAGCAGCAGCGAGGGCAGGACCGUCAGCUGGGCUAGCAGCUGCUACAAUCGGGGCUAGCAGCAGCGUUGAAAGCAAGACAACCAGUGCGACCAGCGGGCAGCAGUCGCAGUGGGGGCGGCUGUGAUUGGUACUCGAGCGGAGACAGAGGCAGCGGCAGCGGCCGUCAGCAGCGGCCUGGGGUACUGCCGGUAGAGGCGCUCGAGCGGUGGCAGCGGCGGUGGCAGCGGCCGACAGGCAGCCGCAGUAUCGGCCGACAGGCAGCCGCAGUAUCGGCCGGGCUGCGGCGCCGCGCGGCAUGAAGGAUGGAGUAUGACCUACCGCACGAGGAGACGGUCAAGUGUGUGCUGGUGGGCGACACGGCCGUCGGCAAGACGCGGCUCAUCUGCGCGCGCGUCUACAACAAACAGGUGUCGCUGUCAGAGCUGGUCACCAUGCACGUGCCCACCGUCUGGGCCGUGGACACAUACCGCAUCCACAAGGAGGUGUUGGAGCGCUCCUGGACACAGGUGGACGGCGUCAACGUCUCUCUCAGACUGUGGGACACAUUCGGAGACCAUGACAAGUACCGGAAAUACGCCUACCUCAAGUCGGACGUGGUUCUCAUCUGUUUCUCGGUGGGCAACCAGAAGUCCCUGCGCAACUGUCGCCAGAUCUGGUACCCGGAGAUCCGCCGCUUCUGUCCCGACACACCAGUCCUGCUCGUCGGCUGCAAAAACGACCUGAGGUAUAUGUGUCAGGAUGAGACGUACAUCAACUACUGCAAAGACCGCAGCCCGUUCGUCAGGGCGACCCGGGAGAGUGACCUGGUGCUGCCGGAGCAUGGCCGCGCCGUGGCCCGUGAGCUGGGCGUGGACUACUUCGAGACCUCGGUGCUCACCUACUAUGGCGUCGACCAGAUGUUCGAGAACGCCAUCCGAGCGGCGCUCAUCGCACGCCGAAAGAAGUUCUGGAUGACCAACCUGAAACGGGUCAACCGGCCCAUGCUGCAGGCACCAUUCUGUCCACCGAAGCCGACGCCGCCGGACAUUUUCGUGACGCCGUCGACGUUCGAGGAGAGCAUGGCCUCGCUGCUGGCCAACCAGUGGCACACGGACAUCAUCUUCCUCGUCGGUAGCGUGGGGUUCUCGGCGCACAAGGCGGUGCUGGCGAGCGCCUCGGACCUGCUGUUUCAGCUGCUCACCAUGCCGAUCGUGGACGACUCGUGCGGACACUGCUCCUCCAACGACAGCCUGGCGGCCGGGAUGGACGAGGUGGGCUCUGAGGCCGACACCGAGUGUCUGCUAUCCAGCUGCGCCCUCAAACUCAUCACAGGCCGGACGCGGGAAGUGGACGGUCCGCUGGACCCGGUACGGGGCGGCUGGCGGCCCCCCACCCUCAACCAGGUGGGCCAGUCGCGGCAGCUCAACCACCCGGCCUUCCAGUCCAUCAGCAUACAGCAGUGCGAGGGCCUGGACCAGAGCGGCCAGCCGAGUCUCUCUGUGCAGACGAUAAUCAGCGUCAGUAAGCUGGUCAGUCCGGCGGUGCUGCGGCAGGCGCUGCACUUCCUCUACACGGGACGGCUGGAGGACAACGCAAACUGCAACGUCCGGGAACUCCUGGAGGCAUCCGAGUACCUGGGCUUCCCGCAGUUCCAGGCCUAUCUGACCAACAUCGUUCGGAAGGAGGAGUACAGAAACAAGGAGAUCACCGCCAACUACAUUCAGAGUCUGAAGACGCGCCUGCUGGAGGUGUGUCUGGAGGAGGGCCUGUUCUCGGACGUGCUGUUCCAGCUGGACGACGGCACGGCGGCCGCCCACCGGCCACUACUCAUGGCACGCUCCGACGUCAUGGAAGUCAUGUUCGCCGGAAACUUCCGCGAGAGCAAGGCCAAAAUGGUGUCACUGCGAGACGUCACCGAGUCGACGUUCCGGGUGUUGCUGCACUUUAUGUACUCGGACACCGUGCCGGCGAUCCGACCACAGGACUGCCUGCCGCUACUGCAGCUGGGUAACCGGCUGUGUCUGCAGCGACUGCUCUCUCUGGUGGAGCGGGCUACAGCCGAGCAGCUUCAGGACGCCGCCGCCGACGGACAGGACUGUGUGGAGCUGGUGCUGUCACUGCUGGAACCCGGACAGCUGCACAACGCCGACCAGCUGGCCGACUGGUGUCUCCACUACCUGGCCACCAACUACGACACCAUGUGCAAGCGGUACCCCAAGCAGGUGCGCGCGCUGCACCCUGAGAACCAGGCCUAUCUCAACAAACACCGAUGGCCGCCCACAUGGUACCUGAAGGACUACGACUGCUACGAGCGCAUGGUUCGGGAACGGCAGCGCGAGGAGAACCCCAUCAAACCGUUCAAGCGGACGCGCACCAUCUCCGGCUGUCUGUGUUUCAGCGGAAAGCGGCGCCAGCAGCCGGCCGAGGCGGCACACAGCGUGUGACCGGACGCCCGGUGGCGGGGCGCGCCGCCUCCCGUCUGGGUGUGACGGCAGACCGCGGCCGCGGCGCGCGCGCGCACUCACACACUGACGACAUUCAGGGCUGACUUUCUAGGCUAGCGUUUGUACUGGUCCGCGGCGCGGUGUGAUGUGUGCCGCGGCGGGCGGCACUGAUCUCCGGCGCGCCGCCACACGUGUACAAAGCGCGCCGGGCGGUGGCGGGAGCGCGCCGGCCGCCGAAAACCCGCGCCCCAGUCACGAGAUGUCGCUUCAGCCGGCCAGCUUCCGCCGCCCGCAGCUGCAGCGCCGCUAGAAUAGAAUAACCCCGAACUCGAAACAAUGCAAGACCCUUCUUCAAUCGUCCUCUUGAUUUGAGCUUACUCCCCACUUUUUGAUAAGCAUUCUCUUUUUCUCGUGCCCUACGUUUUCUACUCUUCCACUCCCCCUGCUCCUCACGUUCACGACCUCACGUCUACCCUCCGUCUCCUCUCCUUUCUUCCCUCGUUACCCUCCGCGCCGUGGACGGGGCGAACUGCACGCUCCCCGCGCGCUGUCAACCAAAGAGCCCGCCUAUGCGGGCGUCAGCCGUCGCCAAUGCAUCGCCUCGUCUAGCAGAAUAGCAGCCCAACACUGCGCGCCCGUGUGCGCGUGCUCGCGCGUGCGUUUCUGUGCAUCGCCUGCGCACGCGGUCUGUCUGGUGGCCACCGGCCCGCGCGCGUCAACCUGACUGCUACACCACUGCCACUGCGGGCGCGGCGGCCCGCGCCGCGUGGCACCCAGCGCGCCGACUAGCUGUGAUACUGCCCUGUGGCCAGCCCACGCUGCUCCUCGCCCGCCUGAACACGCAUUCCGCUGGCAGCGUGACGCUCAGCAGAGCGCCGGCCGCUCUCUCCGCGCUCUCGCUCUCGUGCUCUCUCCAGUGUACAUAGCUUCGGAGCUCGGCGGUGCGGCAUAAACAUAAUUUUCUACGUGUGUAGCCGCCUGAUGAGACGCUCGCCACUGUAGCAUUUUGCUAUGUGAUUUUGAUGAAUACAGCUGAUAUAUUUAA